Messenger RNA from Vombatus ursinus (common wombat), 765 nucleotides. It is a transcript of the gene CATSPERZ, whose product is annotated as catsper channel auxiliary subunit zeta. Gene Ontology annotation, cellular component: sperm principal piece; CatSper complex. NCBI's taxonomy places the organism in Eukaryota, Metazoa, Chordata, Mammalia, Diprotodontia, Vombatidae. Bases 10 to 705 code for a protein of 231 amino acids. Gene Ontology annotation, biological process: sperm capacitation; flagellated sperm motility. The transcript has 5 exons. The record is from RefSeq and is a predicted model, not a curated record.
GGCGCAGGGAUGGAGAGCCAAGACUCCCAUUUCCCGGCGAAAGUCCAAUCACGGGACCAAACCGAGAGCCAAACUUCUGUUCAGGCGGGCUGGAGGAGUCCAGCCUCGACCCAGGAGGACUCGAUCCUGGGCUUCUGCUCUCUCAAGGACUCGAACGGAGAGUCGGAAGGUUCCCAAACGUCCCCGGAGGAAAGCCCUGCAACCCGAAGGGAAGUUCGGAAGCUUGGGUCAGCGGCAGGCGCGGCCCAGCCAAAACAAGAAGGCAAGCCGAGUGGGGAACGGGACAGCAGCGUCCACUCCAACUCGAGCAGGGUUGCGCCCCGUAGCUGGGGGACGCAAAGCAACGGAGCGGAAGAGGACGAAGUCGACUUUAGCCGCGCGUCCGUCAGCGCCCCGCAACCGCGCCGGAUCCUGCCUGCUGUGCGGGGAAACCAAGAGUCUGUCGAAAGGAGCAAAUACCCUGAGUCAUCUGACCAACCGUGCAUGGAACUGCGAGAAGCUACGCACCGUGCCUACCGGGCUGAGCUACAGAACCGACUGCCCCUGCCUCUGGCCAACCUCAUGGAGGAGGAGGCGCUGGAAAUCCUUACCAAGAGCCUCCGUAGUUACAGCAAGGGCAUAGGGAAAGACCACAAGCUGACCCAGCAGCUACGGCGGCACGUGGAACAGCUGCGCAAGAACCUGAUGAGUCGCAAAUGCACCUGAGCACCUCGUGGUCUCCACGGGAACCCCGCCCCGCCGGGCGCUGGCCCCGCCCCGCGGGAC